CACGCAGCUACACCCAAGAACAUAUUCGAUUAGAAAUGUCCCGCCACGAUCAUCACUACAUAAGCGCCAGGAGCAUGUUGACCAAGGACCAGGACGACCCUGAUCGUAACAGCAAGGACCUAAACUUAGUUCCUGGGAAGACGUACCACGAACCGAACGUCCCAGAUUCUCCAGCAAUGAUGAACCUUUCUCCCAGGACGGAAGAAUACAGCAAACAUUCGAAGGAAAAUCUAAUUUCGGAAAAUGGUUUGGAAGGUAUACCCAAGGACACAGAGUGUAUGUCCAGCGAUCACGAUGACACACAGUCUUGGUCUCAACAAAGCCUGCUAUCCACGGAUCGUUCCAAAAGCUACAGCCAGAUAUAUAGCGAAAUCCUGGAAGAGUCUAAGGAACGACAAGAGAAGGCGGAGCGCGCUUUUCGGGUCUACCACAUCAACAGAUCUAAACUGCGGCGGUCCAAUCAACUGUCUUUGUCCAGGGGUCCGGGCAGUGGGAGUUAUGGAAGCAGCAUGGGCUCGGGGUAUUCCAGCAAAUCGGAAGAAGGCUUCGAGGAAUACGACAGUCCAUCGACAGACCCUUCCUUGAGCUGCUUGGAAGAAGCUCCCAACCCGGUGUCAAACACAGAUAAGAGGAUUAGACCAAGGCAUUCCAAGGGCGAGUCCUAUAAAACAGAACUUACAGAAAGGUGCUGUUACCAAACAACUCAGGAAGCAGUCCACUCGUAUUCCUGUCCAUUGGAAAGCAGGGUUUCAAAGGGUUCUUCAAUUACCAGGCACAGAGAAAGAUCAUGCGUCUGCGCUCAAGAGUCUUCGGCUUGUAGUCUUUGCACUGCCCUCUCCAGAUCAGGAAAGUUUCAAUCCGAAGCCAGCGACGCCGAGAUGACUGAUGGACCCGAUUACCCUGUAGAUUGCAGAAGUGACAUUCCAACCACUGCUACAUCCCAAUCUCGCUCACAACAAGAUUAUCUUUCGAGCUGCAGCACACGCCGUCGUCAUCGUCCUCAUUAUCAUUGCCAAAGGAGUGUGCCAAAGACGUAUCAAGAUCGUGGAAAUAGUCCCAUUAACAUAAAGACGAGGCGCAGGACGCACGACUACCAGGAACCUCACUCCGAAUUUGGCAGCGGGAGAGUGAAGGCGCUGCAGCGUGGGAGAUCAGGUGCCUCCAUGGGGGUGCAAUGUCCCAGUCAAGAUGACUGGACUGACGCGGACUGGACUGAUUGGACUCUAGACUCGAACACGCAUGGUGACCCACAGCUCAAAGGUCGUGAAGACGAUUGGCUGAGUUCAACAGAAGAAGAACGGGCUAUCCCUAAUAAGCAAAGUGUGCACCACCAUGAAAGCCCCAUAAUGCGAAGGGAUACCAAUGCAAAGGAGGUCGACAUACCUAAUUCUUUUGGAGCAUUUACCUGUGAGAAGCAUCGCAGUGUCAUCACCGCGCACGCAUCUCAACGCCACAAGGAUCUAGGUCAAAUUAUGACCGAUAGUCAUCAUAGUUUCGAGGCUGACGACAAAAGUGAACAAUAUGCAUAUAAUCAUCAGCACAGCUACGAGGAGGAGGUGUGCGAUAAUAACAUACAUGUUUCCGAUAAAUCUGACAAUAAGGGUUCAAGAGAGGAAGGGUAUCAACUUGAUCAGGACUGUGCAACACAUGAACACGACUUGAUCCACGAAACUGGGCCAGAUGCAUCUUCAAGUGAAGUGGCCAAGUCGAGGAGCUUCCUCAGCCUUAAGAUAUACAAUGCUGACGAAGCCCUAAUGGAAAUUCCAGAGGAUUUCGAGGGUCCUGCAAUAGUACUGGAUGAUGAUGCCGACUUUUUGGACAUCACACUGACCGACGACGAGGAGAAGAUUCGCGCCAAGUUGAUGGCAGCAGCACUCACCACCAGAAAGAGCAGCUCCUCCAUCAGCCCCAAAAGCUGUCCCAAGACCCGUCCGUCCACAGAGCCGUGCAGCUUGAGCUACAAGCCCAGUGUUAUCUUCACUCGUCGAUCGGAGGUGAUCGAAGACAACUAUGCUCCCCGUCCGGACGAUCGUGUUGCCCUCCUGGCUGAGAAGUUCCUGCAAAGCUUCAGCGAAUCUGCCUCUGAUGACUCUGGACGGAGGUCCUCCACACAGGAGGUGAGCUCUGCAGGCUCUACAGGCUCCACAGACUCUUUGCACUUCCUUGGCGAGAAAGGGGUCACCAAAAUGGGAGGCGAUACUCCACUUUGCGGGGACCGGCAGCUGCUGUCCGAGGAAUUCAACAGGAAACUGGAACGCCAGCUCAAGGAUAUUGUAGAGAGCUUUCAGUGAAUUUUCCUGGAGCAUUCGAGUAUAUUUUCUAUUUGCAACUGCGUGUCAUAAGUAAAAUGCGCCUUUCGUUC
Drosophila erecta is the source of this 2362-nucleotide messenger RNA. RefSeq lists its product as uncharacterized. The record is from RefSeq and is a predicted model, not a curated record. The transcript has 3 exons. NCBI's taxonomy places the organism in Eukaryota, Metazoa, Arthropoda, Insecta, Diptera, Drosophilidae. The coding region runs from base 36 to 2291 and encodes 751 amino acids.